AUGAUGAUUUCGAUGAUUGCGAGCGCGAACGCCGCGCUCGUGGUCGACGCGAGGGACGCGCGCGCGGCGGGACAGCCCAUCGAUUGGCUCCUGAAGUCCGCCGUGGACGAAGACGUGGAUCUGCUGGAGAUCAUCAAGGCGAGCGCGACGGGGGACGUCGAGGCGGGGAGCGAGACGUGGCGACGAGAGCGCGCGGGGACGAAAAAGAUGGACGUCGAAGCGUCGAGCGAAGCGAAGGAACCGGUGGACGUGGGGGAGACGGCGACGAAGUUUGGGAAGUUGGGGGCGAUUUUGUUGCUCGCGGACGUCGUGACGGCGGCGAUCAUGGGGAAAUCAGUGCUCGGCGUCGCAAAGUCGCUCGAGCGAGAGAUGGAGAUGGACGAGGACGGAAACGUGGUCGAGGUGAAGAAGGAGGCUGUGCAGAGCGGUGAUUGGAAGGACGCGAUGGCAGAUAAGCUCAUGGCGAAGCUCAAGGAAAAGGCGGUGGACUCGAGCGAGGGCGGGGACGAGUCGUCGAAGGAGCGUUGA
Messenger RNA from Ostreococcus tauri, 528 nucleotides. RefSeq names its product unnamed product. The transcript has a single exon. Lineage: Eukaryota; Viridiplantae; Chlorophyta; Mamiellophyceae; Mamiellales; Bathycoccaceae. The coding region runs from base 1 to 528 and encodes 175 amino acids. The record is from RefSeq and is a predicted model, not a curated record.